Molecule: messenger RNA, 1221 nt
Organism: Colletotrichum orchidophilum
Lineage: Eukaryota; Fungi; Ascomycota; Sordariomycetes; Glomerellales; Glomerellaceae
Exons: 6
Coding region: 1-1221 (406 amino acids)
Molecular function (GO): FAD binding
Source: RefSeq, a predicted model, not a curated record
AUGACAUCGACAUCGGAUCGGCGUUUAUCGUUUCUCACCCUGACGCAGCCGGAUCGGGCUUUUUGGUUCGUCUUCUGCAAACUUGAUGAGCCCAUUUUCUGGCCUCAGCGUGUCAAAUAUGAUGACCAGGAUGCCAAGGAGUUGGCGCAGGUGUUUGCCGACCACCCGGUCUUGGAGUCCGUCACCUUCGGCAGACUAUGGAGUCGCCGAGAUCGCGGCGUGCUCAUCCUUAUCCAAGAGGGCGUGUUGACGAAAUGGUUCUCUGGCCGCGUGGUGCUGGCAGGCGAUGCCGCUCAUAAGAUGACGCCCAACAUCGGACUAGGCGGGAACACGGGCAUCGAGUCCGUAGUCGCGGCAUGCAACCAGAUAGUGCAAAUGCUGGACCAGACCAAGGGUCGAUUGCCGAGUCUAGAUACCAUUGAGCAUUGCUUCAAGUCCUAUCAGGAUGAGCACCAGGCCAGGGUUGAGAGCAUUGCAAGUCUCUCACGACUCAUCACCCGCGUCCAGGCCUGGGAUACCCCGCCGAUCCGAUGGCUCGCUGAGUGGGUUAUGCCCAUGUUGCCGGACCGGGCUCUUGCUGAUUUCGUGAGCGAGUACAUUCGUGCUGCGCCAAAGCUGGAAUAUGUAUCCACAAUUGACACCCCGACCGGAGCUGUGGCCCCGCGUGGUGUGUAUGCGUCUCACACGGCCAGCCACAGCCGGACCGUGGUGAGAGGAGUUUCGGUGAUACUGACCGAGCUGAAUGAGGAGAAUGUGACACCGACUCAAGCGGGCUUCCCCACUGUUCAGCCAGCCAUCAUCACCAAGGUCAAUGCAACUCCGACAUGCACCAUCGAGACUGUACCGAAAUUCGAGCCCGCGUUCAAGGCUGAAGUCAACUUUGGCGUCGACUGGCUAUCUUUCGAUUCGGACGGUACCCACGGGCGGAUUGAUUUGAGGGGUAUUGCCAAGACGGAGGAAGGCCACUCGAUCGACUUCCGCUAUCAAGGUAUCAUCAAAAUGGCCCCAGAAGUCAAGAAGAUAUUCGGAAUGCAGCCUGACGCGGUCACGGUGCCAUUUGGAUUUGCCACCGGACAACAUCAAUUCCUUGUGGCUGAUCCGGCGCUUAAGAAAUUGGAAAACGGCGUUUUCGUCAUCAACGGCCGCAUCGUUGUACACGAGAAGGGCUUGACAGUGGAGACGAGACAGUCGCUGGUGAUUGCAGCCACCGUCAUGGACUGA